This is a messenger RNA of Parastagonospora nodorum SN15, 1980 nucleotides long. RefSeq lists its product as hypothetical. The transcript has a single exon. Lineage: Eukaryota; Fungi; Ascomycota; Dothideomycetes; Pleosporales; Phaeosphaeriaceae. Bases 1 to 1980 code for a protein of 659 amino acids. The record is from RefSeq and is a predicted model, not a curated record.
AUGACCCAUCACGCGAAUAUGUGCGAAAUACAUGCAACAGAGUAUGCGCAUGCUAUCAAGAAAUUACAGGAACAGCGGCCUAAGAAGUCGACGAUUUGGACGAAACUAACCCGCCGCGUGGAUAACGACGCAACAGAGAACUUAAGCAUGCGGCGCGCGUAUAAGGGCUUGAAAGGGCUCAUGACUGGUGACUAUUUGCACGAAUUCACCUUGAAUCAAGGAACUGACAAUCAGCUAGGGCACUCCAAGCCAGCGCCUUUGGAGCAGACCGAAGCGCCACGUAGACGUCAGCUGUGGCAGCCACUGAAGCGCAUCUGGCAAAAGAAUAGCAAAAGAACCAACAAAGGUCGACCGCUCUACAGAAAGAUAUCGCAAUAUAGCCAGAAAUCGAAUGGCCGUGGUCGCAUGGAAAUGGCGCCGAGGGUGACCAUCGCAGAGGAAGAAGACGACCCGCGCUGUUCGGAAGAAUCGAAGCCAACAGAGUCCCAGACUUCACUACUUCCACAAAAUUUCGAGCUAUUUACUGGACCAUCAGAGCUGCCUCAAAGCGAUCUCUUCGUACGCACCCGUUCCCCCGCGGCCCUCUCCAUGACUGCGACUGUUGGAGAAAGCUCACCGGUUAAGCGGCAAGGAAUACACAAAGAGCUUCCAAAACUUUCGGUUUCACCCUCCGUGGACCACUCUACACCCGUACCAAUGCGUGACCAGGUAGAGUCGCCGUCCACGAUCACCACUUCUGAUGCUGUACUACGAGCUGUCUUGUCGCCGCCACUGAAUCCCCCACAAAAGCCCACUUUCGUCGAAAUCGAGCCUUUGCUUCAGGAGCAACGUGCAGUCUCAUCAGACAUGCCGAUAGUCGCCAGACAUGAAGCCACCAGAACUCUACCAGAAAGCUCUCCUAGAGCCAACUAUCAUCAAGAUUCGGUCUCUUCCUCUGUCUCCAGCAUUCAGCCGCCAGCCGUACAGCACAGGGUCACUCCCUCAGAGCGUGCAGAAUACGAUCGCAUUGUCCGUGUAUUCUUCCGGCAACAUGCAACUCGCAUCCCAAUACCCACUGCAUGGCGCUCGAACACCUCGCGGGUGUACUUGUUCCGUGGCCCAUCGUCGCCGUAUCGCAAUGUGGUAACAGCUCCAGUGACAAGUUCCAGUUCUAGCACAACUGCUUUGUCUGCGAACACGAUAUUCGCAACGGAGCCAUCGAGACGAACUCCGAGCCCACGAACUAGCACAACUACCCCUGAAGCCGUCUCGACACUGCGAGAUAUCGUUGCGCGUCAUGCGAUGCGCUUUUCUACCGGUUUUACCGAAUCUAGUAGUGAGCAAGAAGCUCACAACACUACGGUACCGGAAUCAGACUACGAAAGCGCACGUCCAGGUAGUGCUCUAAACCCGGCAGAACUAACCGGCAGCGCCGUCCCCAGUCCUCCUCUUCCCGCCAGAAAUCCGGGCAGGAGACUAGCCAUCAGCCUCCCUGUCCCCCGAGGGAGUUUCGAGAGCGAGUUCUGGACCGGCGAGCCCAGAAAGCGACGCCGACUUCCUGAGGACGACAGCGAAAUUGCUGUUCCCAGACCGCAGACGGCGAUUCCGGUACGUCAGGGUGUCAACACACAUGCUGGUCGUUCCAGAUUUUCGAGGACGAUUCCACAGGACCGCGUGUCUGACCUACUAGCGGUCGGACGUUCAGUCACGCAUGAGCCUUCGCGCAUCCCGCAGUUUGGCGGACCAAGUCGCGCCAGACUUCUCCAGCCGGUGGUGGUAGAUGAAGGGGUUACGAGCAGUGCAGAGAGCGAAGGUCCGGUUCUGACGCCUGCGAUGUCCCGCGAGGAAGAGAUAUCGAGGCGGAUUGCUAAUAUUAAGAGGAACCCGAGCGCGGCAAGAAGGCCGCUUACGCCUGGUGAUGAUAGAGCAAGUAUCAUGUCGGGUGAUGAGAUUUGGUAUGAGGCGUCUCAUGUGGCGGUGGUUGAUGAGUCGGUGCAGUGA